Naegleria gruberi is the source of this 1368-nucleotide messenger RNA. RefSeq lists its product as uncharacterized. Gene Ontology annotation, biological process: protein localization to cilium; cilium assembly. Gene Ontology annotation, cellular component: ciliary basal body. Gene Ontology annotation, molecular function: protein binding. The transcript has a single exon. The coding region runs from base 1 to 1368 and encodes 455 amino acids. The record is from RefSeq and is a predicted model, not a curated record. Lineage: Eukaryota; Heterolobosea; Eutetramitea; Acrasida; Naegleriidae.
AUGAGUUCAGCAUCUGUUACCAGCCCUCGUUCGAAUUCACCAGGCAACAACAAUAUUACAGAUAAUCAAGAUGAUGAACUAACAAAGGAUAUAAAGGAACAUCAACUUCAAACACAAUCCUCAAAAGUUGAGAUAAAACGACAAGUAUCUGACAUUGAAUCUGAGAAGGAAAAGAAAAAUUGGUUAAUUCAUGUACUGUACACUAGGCAAGAUAUUGAAGAAUGUUUAAAUACAAUAGAAGAACAAAUCAGAGCUUGUGAAGGAAAAUGCGAAUAUGCUAUUUAUGUUAAAGGAUUGAUUAAGAGACAACAAGGUGAUAUUACACAAUCACUUCAAUUAUUUCAACAAGCUUGUAUUUUGAACCCGAUGAAUCCUCAAAAUAUAAAACAAGUAGGAAAGAGCUUGUUCCUUAUGGGAAAAUUCAAGGAAGCUAUUGAAAUUUAUGAUGAAGCCAAAAGAAUUUCUCCACAAGAUUGGGAGAUUUGGCAUAAUAAGGGUUUAUGUCAUGCAAAUCUUGGAGAUUUUGAGAAGGCUGAAGAAUGUUAUCAAAGAUCAAAUUCGAUACAACGACAUGAUAUAACUUUUAUAGAAUUGGGAAAAAUAUUCACAAUACAAGAAAGAUACGAAGAAGCAAUUGAUAUUUACUUGGAAGCAUUAGACUUUUCUCCAGAAAAUCCUGAACUUUUGAGCACUGUUGGUCUUCUCUAUUUGAGAGUUGGUGAUAAUCUUAAAGCAUUUGAUUAUCUCGGAAACUCACUCUCUCACGAUCCAACCAAUCCUAAAACUAUUUUGGCAACAGGCAGCAUCAUACAAGACCAUGGAGAAAUGGAAGUGGCCUUAAGUAAAUACAGAAUUGCUGCAAAAAAGAAUCCAAAUUCUGCCCAACUUUGGAAUAAUAUUGGCAUGUGCUUUUUUGGCAAACAAGAUUAUGUAACUUCCAUCGCUUGUUUGAAAAGAGCUUUGUAUUUGGCACCAUUUGAGUGGAUCAUUUCUUACAACUUGGGUCUUGUUCACCUCAACACUAGACAAUAUGCCUCUGCUUUCCAUUACUUCUCAACCUCGAUUAAUUUGAACCCAAAUUUCGCAAGUACAUACAUGUAUUUGGGAAUAACAUUGAACAGACUGGACGAUUUUGAAAAUGCAUGCUCUGCUUAUGAAAAAGCAAUUGAAAUGGAAGGAGAUUAUCUAUUCGAACUGAACUAUGCCAUCACAUUGUACAACCACCAAAAUUUCGAACAAUCAAGAGCCCAUUUCGUUGAAUUUGAAAGACUUUUUCACGAGGCACACACAGGAGAGGAUGCAGAAGAAUGUGAUGAUGAAUUUAUUAUGGAAGCAAGAAAAAAGUUAUCGUCAUUGCUUUCAUCCUAA